UGGCGGCGGUGCUGUGACCCUCCGAGUGACCGCCGGUGACGCGGAGAAGUGACUCACGCUCCCCGCGGCGGUCCUCUGGUCGGCGAACACGGCUGACUUUGUCGCGGCCAGCGCCUGACUGCUGAAAACAUGGUGGGAUGAACUCCCCUUCCAGCGCCUCCGGCGGCACCGCCCCCGUCUCUGGUGACGUCACACCUUCGCGGCCCAGUUACGUCGCUCCGACCGAGGCGCGACGCGGCUCCAAGGAGGGCCGGACGGAUGCCGUGGAGCGGGAGCUGAUUGAGAACCCGAUGUACGGCAUGGCGGGCAGCAUCGAUGACCUCUGCUCGGCGAAGCGACCGCUCGGGGAAGAGCAGUGCUCUAUCCGAGCCUCGCCCAAGGAUCAGAGGUUCCUGGCUUCGGAGGUGCCUGCUUACAAGCGUUGGCACUCGGCGCCCGACGGUCACGUGACCCUACGGGACGUGACGUCACGGCCGCGGCUGCUGCACCAGGAGAGCCGAGUGGAUAUGGUGAAGAGCUACAUGAGGCAGGCGACGAAGCACUUCUUCGGGCUGGACGAGAGCGAAGAUGAGCGCAACCAGGCGCGCUGGUUGGACCGGAGGCGGCGGCUGGCGGCCAGGGCGUACGGGCAGCUCAGGCAGGACCCGUGUCAGGACCUGGAUCCCUACGUUUCGCCCGCCUACCACCCAAGGUCGCUGUCGGACUACGGUGACGUCACAGACUCGUCCAACAUGGCUGCCCUCAGAAGGUGCCGACGCAAGGAGCACGUGGCCAAAAUGACGUGUCGAGGCCUGGGAUAUCUAUCGACGCUGGUGGCCCGCGGGCGUCUCGGCUCGGCGUCGCAGCGCACCCAGUCGCGCAGCUUCGUGCCCUCCCGCGCGGCCGAGCUGCCGGAGUUCGCGCGCCAGAUCUGA
Messenger RNA from Pollicipes pollicipes, 914 nucleotides. RefSeq lists its product as uncharacterized. The record is from RefSeq and is a predicted model, not a curated record. Lineage: Eukaryota; Metazoa; Arthropoda; Thecostraca; Pollicipedomorpha; Pollicipedidae.